Molecule: messenger RNA, 468 nt
Organism: Closterium sp. Yama58-4
Lineage: Eukaryota; Viridiplantae; Streptophyta; Zygnematophyceae; Desmidiales; Closteriaceae
Source: the annotation of a GenBank genome assembly
AUGAACGUUCAUAGUAGUGAUGAUCUGAACCUUUCCCAAUCCCCCCCGUUCCCGUUCCCAGACGAAUACUCGGUGAAACUUCGCCCUGCCAAGGCCAACGGGAAAGUUAUCGGUGACAAAGGAGCUCGGGGGAAAAUGCUAUACAGGGUCAUGAGGUACUCUCCAUCGUCGUACACCACGAAGAUCAAGGUACUGCUUUUCAACCUCAAGGGAGGCGAUUCACCCGUGUACGGUUUUGCAGGCACCUGCUCAGGAGUUCCCGCGACAACGCUGGCCUUUCUGAACAUCACACGCCCCAAGGCCAAGCGCUUCAGCUGGAAAUUCGAGUCUGAACAGAGCGUGGCCAGUCAAAGUGCCGGCAAAGCGGCUCUGGAUGCAGUUGUGACGGAUGCGUACGGUACUGUAGGGCGUGCGGGGAACAAGUUGGCGUUGUGCGGCCCGGUGUUUUACUGGUACCCGAAGAUGUAG